Prorocentrum cordatum is the source of this 408-nucleotide messenger RNA. The record is from the annotation of a GenBank genome assembly. Lineage: Eukaryota; Dinophyceae; Prorocentrales; Prorocentraceae.
GAGCAGCCGCGGCCACCGAGCGCCGCGCACGCGGCCCAGGCGGGCUGGGCGUACGCCGGCGUGGGCCCGCGCGUGCAGGCGCCCUGGCGCCGCGACGUGGAGGCCGCGCCCGAGCCCGACCCCGCCAGGCACGGCCGGUGGCCCGCGAGCGCCGCACACCACAAGGACGCGCUGCUGAAGGCCUGCUGGCGGGAGCCGCACUCGACGUCCUGUUCGACCACGGACAUAGGAGAGGUCUCGCUGCACUCCGGCGGCACCGCCGCCUUCGGCCGCGGCGCGCGCUCCCCCAGCUCCUCCUGCUCGGACCGCCAGGGCGACGCGUGGCCGGGCGGGGCGUUCGCGAUGGCGGCCGAGCAUGGCGUGCCCGACCUCGCCGACUUAAUGGUCCUCGCGCGCUUCUCCGUCUGA